Molecule: messenger RNA, 7550 nt
Organism: Paralichthys olivaceus (Japanese flounder)
Lineage: Eukaryota; Metazoa; Chordata; Actinopteri; Pleuronectiformes; Paralichthyidae
Gene: ppp1r13bb
Product: protein phosphatase 1, regulatory subunit 13Bb
Biological process (GO): regulation of apoptotic process
Cellular component (GO): nucleus
Molecular function (GO): p53 binding
Source: RefSeq, a predicted model, not a curated record
CGCUGCUGCCGCUGCGGUGUGGCCCCGCCCCUCCCCUCCGUCAACAACUGGAUCCCAGCUAUUUGUAUUUCCAUCGCUAGCCUGCUCGCAGCGAUCCAACCGCGGAGCAAACCGCCAUCCCGGGCGGACAUGUUUUCGUUUUCGCCUAUUUGAGACACACACCGUCGACAGCCGGUGCCGAUGUGCGGCCAGAACCGGCGCAAGGAGCCACGGAGAGCGGAGAGAUCGGCCCGCACAGCGUCCUCUUAUAGCCGCCGCUGAAGCAGCUAACGCGGCUAACACUUGACUGGAGAUCAAGCUAGCUGGCUGGCUGACAGCUGGUCCGGCUAGCUCCGCGUCCUCAACACUAAAGUGGAUUCACUCGCUGGAACAAUGACUUGUCUCUGACAGUGAGAGCACCGAGGCCCAGCUGGUUGUCACACUGGUGGAAGCAGAACCCAUUACUAGCAAGGUGGGUCUGUGCAGAGUCUGCGGUGAAGUGGGUGAACAGAACCAACCAAGUGGCCCAUGCCCUUAGAUUUGACCUGCCACAGCUGCCAGUAUGAUGCCGAUGAUAUUGACAGUGUACCUCAGCGAUGGGGAACAGGCCGUGACUGAGGUGCCCAUCACCCCUGAGACGACGUGCCGCGAUGUCGUCGAGUUUUGCAAAGAGCCCGGCGAGAGCGGCUGCCACCUGGCUGAGGUCUGGAGAGGCAACGAGCGAGCUAUCCCCUUCGAGCACAUGAUGUACGAACACCUGCAGAAGUGGGGGCCACGGAAACAAGAGGUCAAGUUCUUCCUGCGGCACGAAGAUUCACCAACUGAGAGCAGCGAUCAAGGGAGUCAGCAGUCUCAGGAUCAGACGAGUCGCAGGAGUGGAAACACUGGAGAGAAGCACAAUGAGAACGGGGUGGGGAAUCAGCGUGUGGAACUCACGCUGUCAGAGCUGCAAGAGAUGGCCACACGGCAGCAGCAGCAAAUCGAGGCUCAGCAGCAGAUGCUUGUGGCGAAGGAGCAACGUUUGCGUUACCUUAAGCAGCAGGAGCGGCGUCAGCAGCAAACCGUAUCGGAGAGCGAGAAGCUGCAGAGGCUAAAGGAACGCGUGGAGAGCCAGGAGGCAAAGCUGAAGAAGAUCCGGGCAAUGAGAGGCCAGGUGGACUACAGCAAGGUCAUCAACGGCAACUUGUCUGUAGAGAUUGAGCAAGUCAGCAGCUUGUUCCAAGAGAAGCAGGCAGAGUUACAGUCAGCUGUGCUAAGGGUGGAGCAGCUCAGCCUGCAGCUGGAGGACCUGCGGAGAGGAAAGCUAAACGGCAUACAGACCGUCUUGGGUGGCCAAGUAACCGGCGCCGCAGCCCUGGAGCUCCGUAAGCUCUACCAGGAGCUUCAGAUUCGGAACAAGUUGAACCAGGAGCAGAACAGCAAGCUGCAGCAGCAGAAGGAGCUUUUGAACAAACGCAACAUGGAAGUGACGCUCAUGGACAAGCGCAUCAGUGAGCUGCGGGAACGCCUCUACAAGAAAAAAGCUGAGGCACGUCAAAAAGAAAACCUCCCUCUGAACAGAGCCAACGGGCCUCCGUCUCCACAGCCAGCUCCUGGGACUCUGGGGCGCGUCGCCGCUGUCGGGCCGUACAUCCAAGUCCCUGUAUCGGGCCGACAGGAAGGAGGCUACACCAUGCCACCCGAUCCACUGAAGCCUCAGACCCUGGGUGUCAAUAAUCAAGCCAACCACGGCCGCACCAAGUCAGCUAAUGACGCUGGUUGGCCGACUCUGGGUAAGACGAACUCCACUCUAAAACCUCCUGAGAGAAGAGACUCGGGGUCUGAUACCCAGGGAAAAAGCCCCCCCUCAGGCUCGCCAGUCGCUCCAAGUGCAGAAAAGGUGCUAGAACCCAAAAUGGUCGUCUCCUCCCCUGUCAUAUCCAAGCCACAGCCGCCUCCCUAUGGCUCCCACCUCAUCUCUGCGAACUCCGCCAGCUCCUUGGAGCGCCGAAAGGAUGCGCUGCCUCCUCCUCGCCCACUCCCAAACCCGCCAGCUCCCGCUUGGCCCCGCACCCCCUCCUCCACAGGCUCAUCCUCCCAGCAGAUCCAGCAGCGAAUCUCGGUGCCACCGAGCCCCACCCUACAGCCCAACGUGCCGCUUUUCCCUCCCGGGCUGAGCGAGCGUCUCGAUCCACCGCCGGCUGUGGCAGUACGGCCUUUCAUCCCAGACAGAGGGUCGCGGCCUCAGUCGCCCCGUAAAGGUCCACCCACCAUGAACUCCAGCUCCAUCUAUCACAUGUAUCUCCAGCAGGCAGCGCCAAAGAGCCAGCCACUCAAGCCUGCUCUCAAAGCCGUUUACGGAAAGCCUGUACUCCCCUCUAGCUCGACACCCCCCUCGCCUCUGCCUUUCGUUCAGGCAGGCGGGGCCUUCCCAUUGCUCCAGGGCCCACCUGGCGGUGACGACACUCUGGACGGAGAAAUUGAUGAUCUCGAGGGCUUCCAGCACCUGGAGCCCUCAGCGCCUCCUCCCAGCGUGGAGAACAUCCCACGACCACUCAGCCCUACGAAGCUUACACCCAUGGUACACUCCCCGCUGCGCUACCAAAGUGACGCCGACCUCGAGGUGCUCCGUAAAAAGCUGGCCAACGCCCCGAGACCCCUCAAGAAGCGCAGCUCCAUCACAGAACCAGAGGGCCCCAGCGGACCCAACAUCCAGAAACUGCUCUACCAGAGAUUCAACACUCUCGCCGGAGGGAUCGAGGGAAAUGGAGUCAGUGGAUCAGGAGGAGGCAACGGUGCAGGGAACGGAACGCCGUUUUAUCAGCCGGCCAAUCCUCCUGGAUAUCUGGGAGGGGACUCUCUGGCUGAUACAGACAAUGGCAACCUCCCGUCCGGAAUGCCGCUACCGCCGCCACCUGGGGCAGAGGAGCUGGGCUCUGAGGCCCCACCUCCAUCUACCGACGCUAACGACAACGAGCCGCCCUCGUCGCCAGAAGGGCUGGAGGAUCCCGCUGAAGAGGAGGAAGCAGACGACGACAAUAACAACAACGUGGGAACCUCGGAGGCGUCGCUGCCGAGCCCGGUGCUGGAGGUCACCACUCCAGAGGAGAGCGGCAUGGCGGCCUCACAGCCUCUGGAGAAACGCACAAACCUGAAGAAGCCGAACUCCGAGCGCACAGGUCACGGCUUCAGAGUCAAGUUCAACCCUCUGGCUCUGCUGCUCGACGCCUCCUUAGAGGGAGAGUUUGAUCUCGUCCAGAGGAUCAUCUACGAGGUGGAGAAUCCAAGCACUGCCAACGACGAGGGCAUCACACCCCUGCACAACGCCGUGUGCGCUGGACAUCACCACAUAGUCAAGUUCCUGCUGGAUUUCGGCGUGAACGUCAACGCUGCCGACAGCGAUGGAUGGACUCCGCUCCACUGCGCCGCUUCCUGUAACAGCGUUCAUCUCUGCAAGUUGUUGGUGGAGUCGGGCGCGGCCAUCUUCGCUAGCACCAUCAGUGAUGUGGAGACUGCGGCAGAAAAGUGCGAAGAAAUGGAAGAGGGUUACAUCCAAUGCUCCCAGUUUUUAUACGGUGUUCAGGAGAAGUUGGGUGUAAUGAACAAGGGGACAGUUUACGCUCUGUGGAACCAUGAUGCUCAGAACCAGGACGAGUUGUCGUUCAGCGAGGGGGACGCCAUCACCAUCGUGCGGCGACAGGACGACCGCGAAACCGAUUGGUGGUGGGCGCGACUGGAAGUCAACGAGGGCUACGUGCCACGCAACCUGAUCGGGCUCUAUCCUCGCAUCAAACCUCGUCAGCGCUCGCUGGCGUAGCGUCUCUCACUGACCUGUGGCGAACAGCUGGACCAGCGACAAAAACCAAGAGCAGAGAACAAAAAGGAGCGCAGUGCUCCGACUUCUCCCCCGUGGCCAUAACCUCUCACCCCCCCCACCAACUCCCACCUCCGAAAAAACCACCGGCAUUGUGCUUCUUUCAAAAAUCCUUUUCCUUUGAAGCAGUCGGCACUGAACUCUGACGCACACAUAUUUCCAUCGCAUAGACACACACACACACACACACACACACACACACACACACACGAUGAAAUGCAAGCACUCCACACACACACACACACACACCUGUCAACUUGUCUGUUCAUUGUCCCAAUUUGAUUUUUCUCCCGGCUCAGUGUCAGCUCUGUAUCAGACGUGGACUUGAAGAAUAAAACACUAACCCCUCAUCUCAGUAUUUCUUGCAGUUCUCGCUCUUCUUCCGUCGUCUUCUCCCUGAAGGUGCCACCAGUUUAUUUGCGUUUGUAUGAUGACGAGAAAAAUCUUCGUUAAUGGUAAGAAAUUUCUGUGAUGCAGAGUUUUUUAAUGUCAAUUUAAUCCCCCUGCACGAAGAAACACUCACACAGUGUUUUCACCAAAGAUGAAAAUAUAUAUUUUAUCUCAGCGCCUCCCUAAGACCCUGCAGAGAGGCAGAGGUGUGACGGCUCCCACAAGUUCAGGUCCUUCCAGAUUUUCUCACGGAGUAGGAAAAUGGAAAACUGUAAAUCCUCAGUGUUAAGGCCACAGACCAGACAAAACAAAUCCAGUGUAUGAAAGCAAAGAUGAACAAAGAUUUCACUCAUGACCAAAACGUGACCGGUUUGUUUACUCUGUGUUCAGCUCAAGAUGUUUGGCUGCAACAUGAAUAGAUUUGAAAUGAGGCUCCUGACAAUAAUCUGUUUUUCUCUGUUAUAUAUUUCAAGAUGUAUUAAACAGUUUGAAUCACCGACUGAAUCUAAAGGUGGACGACACGUCUCCACUUCCCUCCACUCUCCAGAAAUGAGGCCAAAAUAUCCUGGAAUCGAACUCUGCCAUCUUGUACUUGGAGCCAAGUCUCUCAAGGUCCGUCGAUACACAUGCACAACCAAACACACUUAAAACCAAUCUUACUGGAAAAAUCUAAAAAAAAAACACAAACCAUCUUAAAAAAAAAAAAAAUUUGACGUGUACUUUUGGACCAUGUCCCAUUUGCAAACAUGGAGGAGGCCGGAUAUAUUACCUAUACUACAUCCAGCCACCAGGUGGUGAUCAAGGCGCUUUGGCUUCACUUUUGUGGAGCCGUCAUGUCGUCCAUCUUUAUGAGCAGUCUUGAUAUUUGCAUUGUGUUUAUAUUUCCGUGCUGCAGUUUAGAUUUCGUCAUUGGAAACGGAUUUAAAAAAUCAUCAGUAUUUCAUUUACCAAAAAAAACUUGCCAAAUAUAACGAGAGAGUAUCUGAAUGGAAGAUUCAAACCUUAAACAUCUGUAACUUUUGGUAUUUCAGGGAUUAUUAAAUGGGAAAUAAUCAACCAGAAUAAGUUUGAUCAAAAGUUUGAGUUAUAAAUUAAAAGAUUUGAUCUGAUGCAGGGGCAGAAAGGUUUUUAUCAUGAAUGUUAUUGUCAGAUGAAGUUUUUUAUCGAUCAAAUCAUUCACAGUAUGAAUCACGUUUCUAAUUCUUUCAUUUAAUAUUUUCAAUCUACGAUAAAUCUAAUCUCACUAUCUGCAUUUUAAGAUUUUUGCCUUCUUGUGAUUUAACUUGACAACGUGUAAAACAGAGCAAUGAAACCGACACUGGAAUCAUCAGUCGGACCAUCUCACCAUUUAAGUUCAUUUAAAUGUUUCCGUCUACCAGCUGCUACGUUUCUCUCGGGUUCUAACUACGAACUUCACUUUCACACACUUAAAUCUCAGGACCGACACGGUGCUGCCGACACUGUUUCACCACUAAACUAGUGAUCGUGUUUCUGUUUUUAUUCUCAACCAACGUCACCUUCAUACGAGCAGUGAACAAAACUGAAUUACUGUCCAGGAUAUAUGCUCAUUAGUUACUGAUGCAUGAAGAUGAUUGAAACAAAGGUUCGGAUUCAAAGUUUGACCCAUUCUCCUCCAGUUCAGCUCUGACACUAAUAAUCCGAGUUAUUAUCCGUCACUGACCAUCAGAGUCCAGCAGCUUGUUCUGAACCUCCAGUGACUUGAGUGUGCGAGUUCAUCACGGUGAACGGAGUGCGAGGGGAUGAGUCACAUGUCUGUUUUCUGUAUGAACGAGGUUUUGUUUUUCUGUAUAAACACUGUAACUCACACAUGACUCAAAUAAUGUAAAUGUGAACAAUAAAACUGAAGCUCUGGCAUGAACAGUGUCACUCAGUGUUGUUUUAACAGAGGAACUAAAAAUACACAAGUGUUUCAUUUGAUAAAAUGUAGAAAUACUGUAUGAAGCCAGUAUUAACCCUGGGUUAAAGGGACAUUCUAAUCAUUGUAAUCUUCAGACGAUUACUUUAGCAGCAAAAUGCUUUAAAUAAAUAAACAAAUGCAAACAGUCAAUAAACAUAAUUGUUAAUAUUAUGGGACUUAGUCAGUCGUUCUCUGUGCCACCCCCCCCCCUCUCAGCUUUGCCUACUCUGUUGCAGUGACCCUGUAUGGACCACAGGGUGGCAGUCUAACAGGCUUCUUUUUUCUCUCUGUAGAAACAUGAUCAUGAAGAAGGAACAUUUAGUGAUUCUCAUUCUGAUGUAACUGACAUGUGAGCGACGAGUGCGGAGAAUCUGUCGGAUCCAUUAGAUGGAGCCAUGAGUCUGUUUACUACGAGGGUCUUUGAUGUUCAGCCUCUUUAAAACAUUCUGUUCGGCUUUCAUUUGAUUCUUGAUUUAUUGUUCUGUUCUUUUUAAAGGUUCAGAUUUUAUUCACGUCUUUCUUACUCUGUUGUGUAUUUUAAAAUUCCAUCAACGUUACUGAUAUGGCAACAAAGAACUGAAUCUUUUUUCUGUGCAGACUCAUGGAGCUGGUGAUCGUUAACUGAACACAAAAACUCCUAAAUGCUUUUCUCCCAUUUAUUUUCAUCCGGGCAUUGUACAAUGGAAGGCAACAUUUAAAUUAUAAAAGUUCAGAGGAGGCGUCCGACACUCGCUGGAUUCACACUGAGCUGCUCGGGAGACAAACUCACAUCAGACGUCGCGUCCACAUGUGAGUAGAAACACUUCACAUGUGAAUCACAGAAUGUUUUUAGUGAAUCCAGCGGGCGCAGGAAACAAAUAUCUAUUCAAAUAAAAACAUCAACAUUAGGGGGCGCUCUCUCCAGAAGGGGGAAAACAGGUGUAUUGCAUUGUUUGGGUAUGGUUUAAAUGGCAUUUAGCAGAAUAAUUAUGAACUCAUGUGCAUGUAUAACAAGCACGCAACCUUAUAUAUAGAUAUAGAUAUAGAUAUAUGUAAUCUAUGACGAUGAGUGUCCACACUUGUUGAGAUAUCGAGGCCUUGAAGUACCCACUCAACAAUCAGAGUCAACAGAGUUAAGGCCAGCUCUUAACAGGAAGUAGAUCAAAUAAAACAUACAGAUAUAUAAAUGCUGCGCGUCAAUAAUGAUGACAACAAAGAAAACUCAGCUGCGUCACUUCCUGUUUGAAGAUGCGUCUCGGUCCUCGCAGCAGGAGAGCGGCGGCGUCACCAGGAAGUUCAGUUUCAGUCUUUCUACAAAAAAAGCGACCGCGAAAGCAGCCCCCCCGCUCGAUCUAUCAAAUCAGUCUGUACAAAAUGGCCCCUCGUGUUUUUUUCCUUCCUGUUUGGAUCAAGCGUCGAAGCCCUGAAGGA